Molecule: messenger RNA, 555 nt
Organism: Lodderomyces pseudojiufengensis
Lineage: Eukaryota; Fungi; Ascomycota; Pichiomycetes; Serinales; Debaryomycetaceae
Exons: 1
Coding region: 1-555 (184 amino acids)
Source: RefSeq, a predicted model, not a curated record
AUGUAUCAGCUCCCAACAAUUGAGGAAUUCAAAUCACAAUCCGCACAACAGCAAAAGCUUGUAUACGAUCACUUAUUUGAACCAUGUGAUUCAGUAACUUGGUUCAUAGAUACAUAUGUCAUAAAAGAAAACUUUAAAACUUACCCAGAAUUUAUAGAGUUAGUAAGAACAAGACUACUACAAACUUUAAAUCAAACUACUUUUUUUAAAUCUAGAAAUUCCAAAGAAUGUAACACAUUAAUUGAAAACAUCAUAUCAGCACAUCCUAGGCUUGGAGCACCAAAAGGGACAAAAUUAAGUGAGCAUUCAACGAAUGAACAGAAGAAACUUGAGGGAAUACAAUCAAGGUUGAAAGAAUUAAAUGAACAAUAUGAAUCAACUUUUCCAGGGUUAAGAUAUGUUGUGUUUGUUAAUGGAAGAUCUCGUGAUGAAAUAAUUAAAAAUAUGGAAGAUAGAAUAGCAAGGAAUAACAUUGAAUUGGAGAAAAUUGAUGCUUUGGAAGCCAUGUGUGAUAUUGCUUUAGAUAGAGCUAGUAAAUUAGGUGUCAAAUUAUAA